GCACAGCAGCCUUCUCCCCGCGCCCCCCGCCCCCCAGCUUUGCAAUGCACGCGCCCCACUCAGAGCUGCUCCCCCCACUGCAGCCCCAUCGGAACUCUUAAAGGGCCAGGCGGGCUCCGGCUCUGCACCAGCAGCCGCUGCUGCGGGGCUCAGCAGCUGUAUCCAGGGAAGGUGAAAAAACAGUCACCACCCCCUCUGCGGAGGGCUCGGUAAGCAGCAGACGCACCACUGAGCGCCUGAAGGAGCGUAACACUGAACGAUGGAAGAUAUCCCACCAGGCGAUCUGGACACGGCUGCUGGUGGGGAUCAGAACAGCUCGGCGACAGUGUGUCUGCAUUUGUAUCCAGGCAUGCAGGACGAUGCCAAUCCAGAUCUUGACCAAGGCCUUGCUGCACAAACCGCAGGUGCUUCCCUGAAGCACUCGACCACCCUGACAGACAGACAGAGAGGCAACGAGGUCUCUGCCCUCCCAGCAACCCUCGACAGUACGUCCCUGAAGCACUCGACCACCCUGACAAACAGACAGAGAGGCAACGAGGUCUCUGCCCUCCCAGCAACCCUCGACACUUUGUCCAUCCACCAGCUGGCUGCUCAGGGUGAACUCAGUCAGCUGAAAGAGUAUCUCCGAAAAGGGGAGAACUUGGUGAACAAGCCCGACGAGAGAGGCUUCACUCCUCUGAUCUGGGCCUCUGCCUUCGGGGAGAUUGAAACAGUCCGUCAUCUGCUAGACUGGGGUGCGGACCCCCACGUACUGGCCAAGGAGCGAGAGAGCGCGUUGUCGCUGGCCAGCACCGGAGGAUACACUGACAUAGUGACCAUGCUGCUGGAGAGAGACGUCGAUAUCAAUAUAUACGACUGGAACGGAGGCACCCCGUUGCUGUAUGCUGUGCGUGGCAACCACGUGAAGUGUGUCGAGGCUUUACUAGCUCGCGGUGCUGAUCUGACGACGGAAGCAGACUCCGGCUACACCCCCAUGGAUCUGGCCGUGGCCCUGGGACACAAGAAAGUUCAGCAGGUCAUUGAGACCCACAUCCUCAAGCUGUUUCAGACCAAGAAACUGGAGUGACGCUGGCUCGUGCUCCCUGGCUGAGAGAACCAGGGCGCUGCUGUCUCCGGAUGCUGCAUGGGAACAAGGUGGCCAGACACGCUGUCUCCUUCCAAGGGCGGACGCUCCUGCCGCAGAUCUGCGCUGCCACUGCCGAGCGAGCCGGUGUGGAGGGGGCUUUAGAAGCUGGGCUGGCAGGAAAUCCCUGAUGGAGGAGGAGCUGUUUACUCUCCAAGCAGGUGGCAAAGGAGAAGCCUCCCACACACAGCGAGACACUGAAUUGUCCAGGUAGCUGCAUUUCUGCUGCGAACAAGACUGCAAGCCGCCUCCCUCUGCCCCCUGUGUGUGUAUUAAAUAUUGCCGAAAGCACCCUGCCUGAGUGCAGCAGCCGCGGGGUGGGGGCUGUGUUGGGAACUGGGGCUUACUCAGAGAAAUGCUCUUUGGGGUGCUGCCUGUUCUUCAGAUGGGGUGAGGAUGAACCCUGCCGCCUUCCAAAGGGAGGCCAGAGGGGGAUUGAAAGCCUGCCCUGCUGAAGCAGCCCUCCUCCCCGGCCCACGCCACGGCCACUGACCAUGCUUGUUGCAAUGGCUUAGGGAGGGUUCAGGUCAGUGCACCGCAUGCUGAUCAUGCUGCAUCGAGCUCUGGGGGAAGCAGGGCAGGUGGGGAGACCGUCUGCUCGACAAUUCCCUACCUCCCUGGGCUAAACUCCCUAACCAGAGCUCCCCUCACCUUGCUACUCAGACCAGCCGCGUAGGGCUUGAAAACGCUGCCCUGCUGCACUUACCCUCGCUCCCAGGGCGGACAGAACAGGCAGCAGCGCUGGGAGUCCUGUCCCACAAGCAGCCUCGUCGGUCAUGGGGCUUCCCUCCACCAUGGUGCUUGGUGAGAAAUAGUCACACUCAGCAACUGUUAUUCACACAGGUUCCGCCCUGGCAGCUGUUGUGUCUUUGGAGGGGAGAAAUCUGCUGCUUGUAUCUUCGGACCUUCCAGCAUCAGCUGGGCGGCAGCAGAUUAAGGAGAUCCCCUUAAAGGGCCAGUCCCCCCGUGACACUCAUUGAGGUUUAUGCCCGUCACAUGUUAGUAGCUGGUUAGAUCACUCCCCCCCGCAACACUGCAAGUGCUUCAAAUCUCACCUCUUUAAAGGGCCAGUUACCCGCUCUAGUUCAACCCUGAUUAAAACAAGGUGUCCCGCGUGAUCCCAGGAAGCCCUGAGCCGCUGGGCUGCCCUGGCCUGCAGGGCAGCCCCGGUGAGCGAGCCACCCUCUCUCCGUCCAGAACGGGCUGCUGGGUCGGACGGAUGGGACCAACGCACGUGCUGGUGGACCCACUGGGGUCAAGCCCAUGGCCACCAAUGGCACGUUGCAGGGAGCGUUAGCAGCAGUUUCUGCCUGGUCCCCUCCAGUGACCACGGUGCAUCUUUGCAGCAUUGUUCCAAGCUGCUGCGUGGGUGGACUUCCUCCCCCCACCCCCCAGCACCGAGGGGCCUUUCCUGUUCAUCACCUGCAACAC
Molecule: messenger RNA, 2554 nt
Organism: Mauremys reevesii (Reeves's turtle)
Lineage: Eukaryota; Metazoa; Chordata; Testudines; Geoemydidae
Gene: RFXANK
Product: regulatory factor X associated ankyrin containing protein
Exons: 10
Coding region: 260-1066 (268 amino acids)
Biological process (GO): regulation of transcription by RNA polymerase II
Cellular component (GO): nucleus
Molecular function (GO): protein binding
Source: RefSeq, a predicted model, not a curated record